UGAUUUUAAGUCCUUUGGGUAUAUACCAAGGAGUGGGAUAACUGGGUCCAGUGGUGGUACCAGUCCAAGUUUUCUGAGGACUCUCAGUGCUUUUCAGAGUGGUUGCACCAAGAUCCUGGGAAACUUUGGAAAUGCACCCCCCAAAACUAAUCAAAGCUCCCAUGUGGCUUUGAGGCUGAAAGGGAAAUGGAUUGCAGCCUUAUAUCCGGAAGAAGAAAAUGAUUGGAGAUCGAAUGUUCACUGAUGACUUGCACAGCCUUACCCAACGGACCAGCUACCUCUAUAAACCCCUUAACCCACAUGAGCAGUAUCUUUAGAACAGAAAGCUGGGAACCGGGGAAGAGGCACAUCAGUCACCCUGGAGGGGAAAGAACUUUUCCCUAUGAGGAAAGGGCUUUGUAUGCUCUCUCUAAUAAAAUGAGGCUUCUUUGGAGUCUGCAAAAAAAAAAUACAGUUAACAUUCAUAUUUCUUCCUGUACCAGGCUCUGCACAAAGCACUGUCAGUUCUCAAUCUCAGGGAACUUGCGCAGCUGUGAGGCAUGAACCACUUGCCUUCUGACGCCGAGGAAACUCGGGUUCUGAGAGGACUGGACCAGAGUCACAUUGCUGGAGAACGUCAGGACUUGAACUCAGGUCUGAUGACGAUGCCCAGGUGGCACAAUGAUUUUGUUUUCGAGAGGGGAUCUUGCUCUGUGGCCCAGGCUGGACUUUGAACUCCUGAGCUCAAGGGACCCUCCCACCUCAGUCUCCUGAGUAACUGGGGCCGGUACAGGUGCAUUCCCCGGCUCCUGGCUCCAUGUGGUGUGUUUGUGUCUGUCUGUCUGUUUAGAGGAGGCAAAGUUUAUUUGGGGUUGCCGGUUUCAGAAGCCUCCAUCCGUUGGGGCCUGACUCCAUUCCUUGGGGCCUGAAGUGAGAUAGAACAUCAUGGUGGGAGUACGCGGUGGAGGAAAGCGGCUCAGGACCCGGCAAUCAGGAAGCAGAGAGAUAUACCACCCUCCAGGAAUUUCAAUGUGUUUGGCUAUCUGGAAGUUUCCAGAACCCUGACCUUUGGAUUUUUAUGGAGUCUUCAUUCAUCUAGACUUCAAAACCUCUGCUUUCUAGGGAAUACAGACUGAGCUAUGAGGAGAUUUUCUGAUUGUCUUUUGGCUUCCCUGUGCCAGUCUUCGGUUACUGUGGUUUCAUUUCCUCAACUGCUGCAUUUAUCUCUGUAUCUCCUGAGCCCGAGACCUGCUUUAUGAUGGCAUCCGACUCCAUGGCUUGGUCAUUGUCAGUCUUUGAUGAAAGGUGAGGCCCCUCUCAGCGUGCUGCAGAGCAGAGCUCUGACAUGGCAAACUGAAUCCCAAGCUUCUGUUGUGGUGACUUUGCCCACAGCUGCGUGCGUCCUUCUCAGGCAGUUCAGACUUCUCAUGGAGAUGCCCUUCUGCACCCUGGGUCAUCUGGGGAACAGCGAUUGCUCAUCCUCGCCUGCGAUUUGAGAGCGCCAAGUCUUUCAGGCCUGGAGGAAACACAAGCCCGGCUGGCCACUUGGCAUCGGAAUGCUCAGCUGGUCCCCUCCCGGGGCUCAUGUGACUGCAGCCCAGCUAUAAAUACCAGAGGGGCCUCUGCCCAAGACAGAAUUCGGGCUCCCGGAGGAGACGGCAGAGAGGAUCUGAGCAAGCGAGUGUUGGUGGCAAAGGUCUGCGAAGCAGGUGGUGGGGAAGGCGGCCUCGCUCCAGCGAUAUGGAUUAUAAAUCAAGCCUGAUCCAGGAUGGGAACCCCAUGGAGAACCUGGAGAAGCAGCUGAUCUGCCCCAUCUGCCUGGAGAUGUUUACCAAGCCGGUGGUGAUCCUGCCCUGCCAGCACAACCUCUGCCGGAAGUGCGCCAGUGACGUCUUCCAGGCUGCAAAUCCCUACUGGACCAACCGGAGCAGCUCGCUGUCCAUGUCUGGUGGCCGUUUCCGCUGCCCCUCCUGUCGCCACGAGGUGAUCAUGGAUCGUCACGGGGUGUACGGUCUGCAGAGGAACCUGCUGGUGGAGAACAUCAUCGACAUCUACAAGCAGGAGUGCUCCAGCCGGCCCCUGCAGAAGGGCAGCCACCCAAUGUGCAAAGAGCACGAAGAUGAGAAAAUCAACAUCUACUGCCUCACGUGCGAGGUGCCCACGUGUUCCAUGUGCAAGGUGUUCGGAGCCCACCAGGCCUGCGAGGUGGCCCCGCUGCAGAGUGUCUUCCAGGGACAGAAGACUGAACUGAGUAACUGCGUCUCCAUGCUGGUGGCGGGGAAUGACCGUGUGCAGACCAUCAUCACUCAGCUGGAGGACUCCUGUCGAGUGACCAAGGAGAACAGUCACCAGGUGAAGGAAGAGCUGAGUCAGAAGUUCGACACCCUGUACGCCAUCCUGGACGAGAAGAAGAGCGAGUUACUGCAGCGGAUCACGCGGGAGCAGGAGGAGAAGCUGGGCUUCAUCGAGGCCCUCAUCCAGCAGUACCGCGGGCAGCUCGACAAGUCCACCAAGCUGGUGGAGACAGCCAUCCAGUCCCUGGACGAGCCUGGCGGGGCCACGUUCCUCCUGAGUGCCAAGGAACUCAUCAGAAGCAUCGUGGACGCUUCCAAGGGCUGCCAGCUGGGCAAGAUAGAGCAGGGCUUUGAAAACAUGGACUACUUUACUUUGGACCUAGAACACAUAGUGGACACCCUCAGGGCCAUCGACUUUGGGACAGAUGAGGAUGAGGAAGAGUUCACUGAGGAAGAGGAAGAUCAGGGAGAGGAAGUGUCCACAGAAGGGAAGGAGGAAGGACACCAAUAAGGAGCUGGAUGAGAGACCCUCUGGAUGCAGAGAGACUGGGGAGGGGGGGCGGACCCACCUGCCUUGGUGACAGGCCCCGGGUGGGAGGGGUCGGGGCCCAGCUGCAAUCGGGAGGUAUGUCAUCUCUGCUCAGAGAGCAGGGACUAGAGUAGGACCCCAUCGCUGUGUCCAGCAGCCACUGAACCAGAAUGGGAAACGUGCUUGAAACAAUCACAAAGGAUACUUUUCUACGUUGGUGCAAAAUGAAAUAUUUUGUACAUUUUUAAAAUGUGAUUUUUUUUUUCUUUUUGUACAUACUUGUAUAUGUAUGCCAAUUUGGUGCUUUUUGUAAAGGAACUUUUGUAUAACGCUUGAUUGUCAGAAAGAGGGGGAGAAAGCCAGGCAGAUGGAGCCACCCCCUUCCUUCCUUCAUAGGGGAGGGGGGGCAGGGCAGCACUCAGGGGCCUAGGAAGGGGAAAUGUACUGUAUCUCAGGUCCCGUCCCCGCCAUGGUGGGGGUCUGAGUCCGUGUCCUGUGUUGUUUUAAUAAAUGCACAAGCUCUCUUCCUGUGAUUACAAACCA
Molecule: messenger RNA, 3345 nt
Organism: Ictidomys tridecemlineatus (thirteen-lined ground squirrel)
Lineage: Eukaryota; Metazoa; Chordata; Mammalia; Rodentia; Sciuridae
Source: RefSeq, a predicted model, not a curated record